AUGAUUGUGACUCUCCUGCGUAAGUUCCGAGUGGCCGACAAUCCGCGUAAAUUUGCUCUCUAUGAAUGUUCUCAGGAGAAUGAUGAAGAAACAUGCACGUUGUUAAGUGAGUUUCUUUUCAUAUCAGAGAUAACAGGGCGUGUGUGGCGCAGUUGUCAGAGGUGCCAAUCAAUACACUUGGGAUCGAUCCCGCCCCACAGGCUCGAGCUCGAGCUAGUAGCACUGGCUCGAUAA
Molecule: messenger RNA, 234 nt
Organism: Angiostrongylus costaricensis
Lineage: Eukaryota; Metazoa; Nematoda; Chromadorea; Rhabditida; Metastrongylidae
Source: the annotation of a GenBank genome assembly